UUUAGUGGGCGUGUUUUUAUCCAGCUAACGGGACUGGGUGAGCAGCAGCUUUCGGGGACUUCUCCGAGAUCUGUGCUCAAUCAAUACUACCGAUCCAAUCCAGCGAUCGCGAUCACAUUUUAAUUGUAGUCCGUAUAAAAUGCAACACUCGCGAACGGCGAAUUAGCGGCGGUGCUCGUAAAGCUGACGCGCAGCAGCGGUGCGUUUGUUCAGGCAGUGGCUCGCACGAGUCAUGAAACCGCAGAUUAAGUGUUAGGGAAGUUCGAUCGCCGUUUUAAAGACAGCAAAUAUCAUUCAGCGAACAGCCUUGCGGUAUUUUAGUGGUUUUAGAAGAUAACCAUAAUGCAGAGCGACAAGCCGGAGCCGAGCGAAUCCAAGGGCGCCGAGUGUCCGAGCACAGGCGACCGCGAGAAGAAAGCCAUGAGUAACGUGGAGGCAGAAACUGACAAACCCAAGGGGAUAAGUGCAGUGGCGGUACUCUGGACCUUUGGGAAAUGCCUGGGUGCCUUGCUGCCCGUCUACCUUGCCGGAUACUAUCGGGUCAGCACCAGUCUGCUGGUGUUCGGCAUGAUGAUCUACACGGGAUGGAAACAUGCCCGAGAAGGCAAGGAGACGCGCCUGAAGUCAGCCAUACAGCUGCUCGACAACGAGCAAGAGUACACAUCCACGAGAGUGUCCAAAAUCAAGCGAGACCUUCCUGCAUGGGUAAACUUUCCGGAUGUUGAGAAGGUUGAAUGGCUGAAUAAGGUCCUGCAGCAGGUGUGGCCCUUUGUCGGCCAGUACCUCGAGAAGCUGCUGGUAGAAACCAUCGCUCCUUCUAUCCGAGCCUCAAGCAGCCACCUCCAGACCCUCAGCUUUACCAAGGUGGACAUGGGAGACAAGGCCAUGAAGGUUGUAGGGAUCAAGGCACACACAGAAAAUGACAAGGGACAAGUCUUGCUGGAUCUGUAUAUUAGCUACGUUGGCAACGUGGAGAUCAAUGUUGAAGUGAAACGGUACUUCUGCAAAGCUGGAGUCAAAGGCAUACAGCUACACGGGAUGAUGCGAGUGAUCCUUGAGCCUCUGAUUGGAGAUGUGCCUAUUGUGGGUGCAGUCUCUAUGUUUUUCAUCCGUCGGCCUAAACUAGACAUCAAUUGGACUGGACUGACUAAUUUGUUGGACAUUCCUGGACUGAAUGUCAUGUCAGACAGCAUGAUUAUGGAUGCUAUCGCCUCCUUCUUGGUGCUGCCCAACCGCCUGGUUGUCCCGCUGGUUCCUGGCCUGCCUGUGGCCCAGCUACGCUCUCCUUUGCCCAGGGGUGUUGUACGCAUCCACCUACUGGAGGCACAGAAACUAGUAGCCAAGGACAACUAUGUGAAAGGGGUCAUGGCAGGCUUGUCUGACCCCUACGCCAUAUUAAGGGUGGGACCUCAGACCUUCACCUCCAAACACAUUGACAACACAGAUGCCCCCAAGUGGGGAGAGAUGUAUGAGGUUAUUGUCCAUGAAGUACCUGGUCAAGAGUUGGAGGUUGAGGUAUAUGACAAAGACCCAGACAAGGAUGAUUUCUUGGGCAGGACCAAAUUGGAUUUGGGCAUUGUGAAGAAAUCCAUAGUUGUCGAUGAUUGGUUCACUCUGAAGGACACAGAUUCUGGACGGGUUCACUUCAGGCUAGAGUGGUUGAGUUUGCUGCCAAGCACUGAUCAACUAGAGCAGGUCCUGAAGAGGAACGAGAGCAUCACCAACAAGAAUGCUGAUCUCCCUUCUUCAGCCAUCUUGGUUAUCUAUUUGGAUAAGGCUGAGGCGCUUCCUAUGAAGAAGGGAAAUAAAGAGCCCAAUCCCAUGGUGCAGUUAUCUGUGAAGGACGUCACUAGAGAGAGCAAGACUUGUUACACAACCAUUAAUCCAGAGUUUGAAGAAGCUUUUACCUUCUUCAUCCACGAUCCUCGCAACCAGGACAUAGACAUUCAGGUGAAGGAUGCUGACCGUGUGCAGACGCUGGGAAACCUGACCAUCCCGUUGUCCCGUCUCUUAUCAAAUUCCAAUCUUUCCCUGGACCAAUGGUUCCAGUUGGAAAACUCUGGAUCAGCCAGUCGCAUCUACCUCAAUGCGAUUCUCAGGGUCCUGUGGUUAGACGAAGAGCGCAUUCCAUCUGAUGUGUCCUCCAGCUUAUCCCAACAGCUCCCACAGCAGACCUCUGCCCAUCCUAGCUUCGCUACAGAGGGACUGCUGAGAAUUCACCUGUUGGCAGGUCAGAAUCUUGUUCCGAAAGAUAACCUGAUGGGAGGCAUGGUGAAAGGCAAGAGUGACCCCUAUGUCAAGAUCAGCAUUGGGGGUGAAACAUUCACAAGCGAAGUUAUCAAAGGCAAUCUUAACCCCACCUGGAACGAGAUGUAUGAGGUUAUUUUAACCCAGCUUCCAGGCCAGGACCUGCAUUUGGAGGUCUUUGAUAAAGACAUCAACAUGAAGGAUGACUUCAUGGGCAGGCUGAAGAUCAGUCUAAAGGAUCUCAUUGAUGCUCAGUACACUGAUCAGUGGUACACGCUCAGUGAUGUGAAGUCUGGUCGUGUACACCUGAUAUUGGAAUGGGUUCCAACAGCCUCAGAGUCAGACAGAUUGGACCAGGUUCUUCAGUUCUAUUCCCAACAGUCCUACAAGAACAAAGCAGUUCCCUCGGCAGGCCUGCUGUUUGUGUUUGUCGAGCAGGCAGAUGGAUUGUCAGUGAAGAAGAGUGGAAAAGAUCCAAAAGUAGGAGCAGAGUUAACUCUUGGAGCAAAGUCUCGAAAAACUACAGUGUGUGAUCGUACAACAUCACCUCAGUGGAAUGAAGCAUUCUGCUUCCUGGUUCGUGACCCCAGAGAGGCUAUUCUUCUUGUUAAGCUCUCCCACAGCUGGACCUUACCCAUGGGCUCUGUGGUUAUUCCUAUUCGAGAGCUGCUCUCUGAACCAGAGCUGGUCCUGGACCAGUGGUUCCAUCUGGAUGGAGCCUCACCUGAGAGCCAGAUUCUUUUGAGAACUGAACUCAAGAUGCUGAUUCCAAGCAAAUGUCCUGUUACCGCUGAUAAAACUAAGGCGACUGCGGUGUCAGAUCCUUCUGCUGCUAAGCAGAAACAGGAGACAGAAAAAACGCUCAAGUCGAGCUCAAUAGACACUCCCCCCGUGGAGACUAUUGUCUCUUCGGUGACUUCGCAUGAAGAUGCCGAUGCCAAAAAAAAGGCAGCUGAUUCGAUUCCAGAUGAGACGGAAGAAGAAUCACCAAGUCCUGCCAUAACACAGCCUCCUCAUACUUCCCCAGACAUCAGCUUUGCCAGUCAGGGUCUGCUGAGGAUCAUCCUGCUGGAGGCCCAGAGUCUUGUUGCCAAAGAUAAAGUGAUGGGUAUGGCCAAAGGCAAGAGUGACCCUUACGCUAAGAUCAGUGUCGGUGAAGAAAGUUUUAAGAGCAACGUGAUCAAGGAAAACCUCAACCCGGUCUGGAAUGAGAUGUAUGAGGUGGUUUUGAGGCCUCAGUCAGGACAGGAAAUGCAAGUGGAACUGUAUGAUAAAGACAUGGACAAAGAUGACUUCCUGGGCAGAUUCAAAAUCAGCGUGGCAGACAUAAUCAGCUCCCAGUACUUAGACCAGUGGUACACCUUGAAUGAUGUAAAGUCUGGGCGUGUCCGUCUGAUCCUGGAGUGGGUUUCAACAGUGUCCCAUAAUAACACCCUAGACCAAGUAAUGCAUUUGCUGUCUCUGCAGUCUUACCAGAACAAGGCCGCUCCCUGUGCAGCACUCCUCUUUGUUUAUGUGGACAGAGCGCACUCGUUGCCUUUCAAAAAAAGUGGAAAGGAGCCCAAGGCUGGAGCUGAGCUGGUGUUUGGUAACACAGUCUACAAAACUAAGGUGUGCGAUCGCACGAGUGCUCCUCAGUGGAAUGAAGGAUUCUACUUCAAAGUACACAAUCCCAAAGAGGAGAUGCUCAUCAUAAAGCUCUCCAGUGCGUGGGACCAGCCAAUGGGAUCUCUGGUAGUUCCUGUGAGACAGCUUCUCUCUGAACCACAGCUGGUCCUGGACCAGUGGAUGCCUCUUGAUGGAGCAUUACCUGAAAGCGAGAUCCUCCUGAGGGCUGAGCUCAAGAUUCUUAACUCGAGGAUGGAUGAAGUUCCACGGCCGACUGUGACCACUGUAAAGAAAGAGGACACCAGCACCCACACAGAAAAGGCAUCCGCAGCAGCUGGCAAGGAGGAAAAAAGUUCAGAGAUGCCAACGCACAAGUCUGUUGCAGUAUCAAACCAGCCUAAAGAACCUGAAGCAAAUCCUGCAACUGCUACAGAGAUGGCUCCUCAUGUUGAACCAGCACAUGACCCAUCCCCUGCUGCCGCACUGGUGGACAAGCCAGCAGAUGCAGAAGAGCACCGCACACAGCCCCACACAGCAGACAGAGGAGACUUUGAACCACAGAAAAAGCAAACAGAAGGUUUGGGCAAUCUUGCUCACGCCACAGUGGCAGGUCUUCCCACUGACACUAAAAAGCCAGAAGUGGUUCCUGAAAUCCCCAAACCUGCUCAGGUUCUUCCACCACACACAACCCCGAGCCAGGGCUUUGCUCAAGAGGGGCUCCUGAGGAUUCACCUGCUGGAGGCCCAGAAUCUGGUUGCAAAGGAUAACCUGAUGGGGGGGAUGGUGAAGGGCAAGAGCGAUCCCUAUGUCAAGAUCAACGUAGGCGAGGUUGCAUUCAAGAGCCAUGUUAUCAAGGAGAAUCUAAACCCAACAUGGAACGAAAUGUAUGAGGUCGUUGUGAAAGGGCACAGCAUCCAGGAGAUCAAGUUUGAAGCAUUUGAUAAGGAUAUAGAUUCUGAUGACUUUCUAGGAAGAUUCAGUAUUAAGCUAAAUGAGGUCAUAAGAUCACAGUACACAGAUCAGUGGUACACUCUGAAGGACGUGAAAUCUGGACAGGUUCACUUGAUACUGGAGUGGGUUCCUGCAGUGUCAAAUGCAGCCAGACUGGAGCAGGUGCUGCAGCUUCAGUCUCUCCAGGCUUUUAAGAACAAAGCUGUCCCUGCUGCAGCUCUGCUCUUUGUCCAUAUAGACAGAGCACAUUCAUUAUCUUUGAAGAAGAGUGGAAAAGAACCAAAAGCCGGAGCUGAGCUUGUUCUGGGUGAAACAGCCUACAAAACCAAACUCUGUGACCGCAGUACCAGUCCUCAGUGGAAUGAGUCUUUCUACUUUGUGGUCCAUGAUCCUAAGCAUGAUAUGCUUGUGGUGAAAUUGUCGAGUGGCUGGGACCAGCCAAUGGGAUCUCUGGUGAUUCCUGUCAAGAAUCUGCUUGCAGAGCCACAGCUGGUUCAGGAUCAGUGGUUCCAUCUGGAUGGAGCAUCACCUGAAAGUCAAAUCCUGCUUAGGGCUGAACUCAAGAUACUGGCAUCCAAAAUGACGGAUUUGAUUGGUGCAGGGACUUUGCCCUGUGCUGCUUCUGGGUGCAGUUCUGGAAACGGGCAGGUGAAGCUGUCGCUUUCAUACGCCUCGCAAGAGAGAAAGCUCAUUGUCAUCGUUCACGCCUGCAGAGGUCUGUUGUCGCAACAUAAAGAUGGUGUGGACAGCUAUGUCUCCCUCAUGCUGCUGCCAGAUAAAAGCAAGGCCACUAAGAAAAAAACAGGAGUGAAGAAGAGAGACCUCAACCCAGAAUUUAAUGAAAGGUUUGAGUAUGAUCUGCCUAAGGACGAGAUAAGAUUCAGACGCCUCAGUGUAUCAGUGAAAAAUAACUCCUCUUCAUUCAGAAGCCGAGACGUCAUUGGACAGGUGCAGCUCGAGUUGGCUGAGGUGAACCUCGUGUCUGGUGUCACAGAAUGGUUCACUCUCAAGGAUGAAGCUGAAUAGAAAUCGCUGCUUGCUGAUGCCGUAGGACAGCGAUGAAAACGUCAUCAUUCGAAUCCUGCUGCUGCUAAUCACACCGAUGCCUUCUCCUCUGUACUUCUGCACACAGUGCCAGCAUGGCAGCCUUACCUGUAUCCACCCAGCUCACUGUGUUAUAGCAUCUAGUAUAGAAGUGCACAGCUCUCGUAUUCACAUACAACCACAUACAUACAAGUCACCAAAGAUAAGUAGAAAGAAGCAGCUAAGUU
Molecule: messenger RNA, 6077 nt
Organism: Haplochromis burtoni (Burton's mouthbrooder)
Lineage: Eukaryota; Metazoa; Chordata; Actinopteri; Cichliformes; Cichlidae
Gene: esyt1b
Product: extended synaptotagmin-like protein 1b
Exons: 52
Coding region: 343-5832 (1829 amino acids)
Biological process (GO): lipid transport
Molecular function (GO): lipid binding
Source: RefSeq, a predicted model, not a curated record